Molecule: messenger RNA, 390 nt
Organism: Cooperia oncophora
Lineage: Eukaryota; Metazoa; Nematoda; Chromadorea; Rhabditida; Trichostrongylidae
Source: the annotation of a GenBank genome assembly
AUGCUCUCCAUCGAAGAAAAAACCGGUUGCACUCAGAAGAAGAUAUAUCUUCACGUUCCCUUUGCCCACCACAAUCAAUCCGAAACUGUUAUGCAAACGUUGCAGAAGUACAUCAAAGGAGGACAGUUCAAUGAGCAUGUAUCUGCAGAAGGACUUGUGGCUGUUGUGACAGGGGCAAAUAGCGGCAUUGGUUUGGAAACCGUGAGAGGGCUCAGUCUUGCCAAAGCUAAGGUGUACAUGCUUUGUCGUAAUGAAGAACGUGGAGCAGAAGCGAAGAGCAAACUUGCACAGAUGGGUUGCGAUGCCACACGUCUCAUCAUUGUACGAUGCGAUUUGACAGAUUUCAGCAGCAUAAGAGAAUGUGCAAAGGAGAUUUUGAAAGGUCAGUGA